This is a messenger RNA of Phytophthora nicotianae INRA-310, 766 nucleotides long. RefSeq lists its product as hypothetical. The transcript has 3 exons. Bases 134 to 481 code for a protein of 115 amino acids. NCBI's taxonomy places the organism in Eukaryota, Oomycota, Peronosporomycetes, Peronosporales, Peronosporaceae. The record is from RefSeq and is a predicted model, not a curated record.
CACAAAAGAAGCCAGCCAGCUGCCAAUCUCUGCCGUCAUCUCGACGCCGACAAGUAUAAAGCGAAAGUCGCCUUCUCUCAGACCCGAGAGCCCUACCUUCGUACUUGUCGACGCAUUACACAGAGCCCGAAUCAUGCCCCGUGGUGAGGAGAACUAUCGCAACAUGGACGCACAGCAGCAGUUCGACCAACGCCGUGCGGACGACCAGGCGCGGCAAGACGCUCUGCUGGACCAAAUCCACGGUGGCGUCGUGGGUCUCAAGAACCAGGCGCACGCUAUUAACGGGGAAGUUGUGGAGCAGAACAUCAUGAUUGACGACAUUGGCAACCGAAUGGACAAUGCAACUCGGGACAUUGCACGGGAAGAGCAAGCGGCACGGGAGGUCAACGCCCGCAAAAAGAAGGCUUGCAAGUUAUACGGUGUUAUCGCGGUAUUGGUGGUGAUUCUGAUCAUCGUGUUUGUGAUUCCGUCGCCCAACUAAGCGAUCAGGUGCAAUUCUACCAUCACUCCGUCUGCUUUCCAGUGUUCGCCGCGGAUCUCGUUGACUAUGAGCAAAUAUCUGCCACAGCACAAAGCGACAAUAUGUCUGGGAAUUGUACACAUAAUACAACAGCUCCACGUCACAAAACUCCAGAAAAUACUUUUUGUUAACGUUAAAACGCGGCCGUGGAGACCGCAGGUUGACAUGCAGCGGCUCUCUAAGUCUACAAUACCACGGCAAGAGCCACCGCAGUUACAAGGCCCAUUGUCACGCUGCUGAUAGUCG